Spinacia oleracea (spinach) is the source of this 2760-nucleotide messenger RNA. RefSeq names its product CSC1-like protein HYP1. NCBI's taxonomy places the organism in Eukaryota, Viridiplantae, Streptophyta, Magnoliopsida, Caryophyllales, Amaranthaceae. Bases 264 to 2399 code for a protein of 711 amino acids. The transcript is spliced from 11 exons. The record is from RefSeq and is a predicted model, not a curated record. Gene Ontology annotation, molecular function: calcium-activated cation channel activity. Gene Ontology annotation, cellular component: plasma membrane.
ACUUGAUAAUUUUGUUGGGUUUUACUACGAGGAGUUCACACCGUGGAAUAAUUGCGCCUCAUUAAGAAAGUCGGUUAGUCGAUUCUCAUUUUACAAUGUUAAGCUUUCCUUCCUUCCUCUGAAGCGAGCUCCUAAUUUUGCUCCAACGCACAUUGCUGAUUUGCACUGGUCUCUAUCUAUACACUUGUGGGGAACUAAAGGAGUUGCUUAAAGGGAGGUUUACUAUCAGUUGCUGGAUAUAUUUCUGAGAUUAUCUGGAAGGAAUGAUCUUAUCAGCUCUUCUAACGUCUGUUGGGAUAAAUCUUGGGCUUUGUUUUCUGUUUUUCACUUUGUACUCUAUUCUGAGAAAGCAGCCGGGUAACCUCAGAGUUUAUGCGCCACGUUUAGUAGCUGAAAGAAAGCUUAAGCAAAAAGCUGAGUUCAACUUAGAGAGGCUUUUGCCUUCAGCUGGUUGGGUUAAAAGGGCAUGGCAACAAUCAGAAGAAGAUUUGUUGGAGAACUCAGGUCUUGAUGGUGUGGUAUUCAUACGAGUCUUCACCUUCAGUUUAAAAGUAUUUACCAUUGCUGCACUAAUUGGUGUAUUCAUACUUCUUCCAAUUAACUUUUUGGGAAAUCAGCUGGUUAUUGAUUUUUCUGAUCUUCCGAACAAGUCUUUGGAUUCUUUCAGCAUUUCCAAUGUCAAUAAUGGCUCAAAAAGGUUGUGGAUUCACUUUUGUGCUGCAUAUGUUUUUACUGGGGCUGUGUGUUAUCUUCUUUAUCAUGAAAAUAAGGUCAUUACAUUGAAGCGGAUUGCUUGCUUCUAUGCAUCCCGACCUCAGGCUCACCAGUUCACUAUCUUAGUCCGUGGUAUUCCUGUUCAAGCUGGGAGCAGUUUUAGUGAAAGCAUAGAACAAUUUUUUACGGAGUAUCAUCCUUUGACAUACCUUUCUCAUACAGUUGUUCGUCAGACAAGCAAACUUCAACAGCUUAUGAACACUGCAGAAAAAUUGUAUGGAACAGUUGACCAGCUAAAAUCUGAAGAACGUACUAGUCAAGGCCCUCAAAGGUUAGGGCUCUUUGGAAACAAAGAUCGUCAUUUACGUACGCUGGAAAAGAAGUUAGAGGUUACGGAGGACAGUAUGCGGACGGAACAAUCUUCAUUAAAUAAAAAGGAUGUUCCAGCUGCUUUUGUUUCUUUUACGUCGCGAUAUGGCGCUGCAACAGCUACACAUAUUCAACAAGGGGUCAAUCCCACAGAGUGGGUUACUGAACAAGCUCCUGAACCUGAUGAUGUUUAUUGGCCUUUCUUUUCUGCCUCAUACAUCAGGAUAUGGAUUUGCAAGUUGGUUGUGUAUGUUGCUUCGGCUGUUCUUACAGUUCUAUUCCUUCUUUUUGUCGUGAUCGUUCAAGGUCUUACUCAUCUGGAACAGCUAGAGAGUUAUUUUCCUUUCCUCAAAAGCAUCCUAACAAUAGCUUUUGUCAGUCAGGUGAUAACUGGGUAUCUGCCAAGUCUCAUUCUGCAGUUGUUUCUGUCAUUUAUACCACCCAUCAUGAAGAUACUAUCCUCUAUCCAAGGCUACAUUUCCAUGAGUGAGAUACAGAAAAGUGCUUGUAAUAAGGUAGUAUGGUUUACGAUCUGGAAUAUAUUCUUUGCAAAUGUGCUAUCAGGAACAGCUUUAAUUCAAGUCAACGUGUUUCUUGAGCCCAAGAAGAUCCCUACAUUGCUUGCUGAAGGAGUUCCUGCUCAGGCUUCGUUCUUCAUUUCAUAUGUCGUAACAAGCGGAUGGACUAGUGUAUCUUCGGAGCUUUUUCAGCUAGUCAAUCUCAUCUGGAGUUUGCCAAGAAGAGUGUUUUCUAAAAAGGUGGCUGACGAUUUGAAAGUCUCAUCAAUUCCCUAUGAGAGUGAAGUUCCCAGGAUACUCUUCUUUGUGGUGCUUGGAAUAACAUACUUCAUUCUUGCCCCGCUGAUUUUGCCGUUUCUUCUUGUUUACUUUUGUAUGGGAUAUCUCAUUUUCCGAAAUCAGCUUUUGAAUGUCUAUGCACCGAAGUAUGAAACCGGGGGAAAAUACUGGUCCAUAGUGCAUAAUUCAACAAUAUUUUCCUUGGUCCUCAUGCAAAUUAUUGCUAUAGGAAUAUUUGGGUUGAAAGAUCUCCCUCUGGCAUCUAGCUUAGUAAUCCCUUUACCUAUACUGACGCUCCUAUUUAAUGACUACUGCCGCAAGCGCUUUCUGCCUAUAUUAAAGGGAUAUGCUGCUGAGUGUUUGAUUAAAAAGGAUAGAGAAGAACAGAAUGAUCCCAGAAUGACAGAAUUUCUCGAAAACUUAACAGUUGCAUAUCAAGAUCCAGCUCUGAAGCCAAGUCAAUAUUCUAGAAACACUGAUAGACAAACUUCUCCUCUUCUUCAACCUACUGAAAUUUGAAGUGCCAGGACUUUUUGGCGUGAAGGGUACGGGGUGUGAUAUACGUGAAUACUUAUGUGAAUUACACAGUGAGUUGGAUUUUGUAGUUCACUUGUUUGAGUAAUAUCUAUAGAUGGUAUGGUUUAUCGUAGUUUGUGAAGAUCUACAGUGAUAUGCAACCCCUGUGUGAAAAAAAAAAUACUCAUCGUAAAAGAAGUGUUCUGUAUCCUCCAUAGUUUAUGGUGAUUGAAUUUUCAACGUAUUGGGUACAGAGUAGUUUGUUACGUGACAGCUUAUAAGGUUUUUUAAAAAUUUUAUUUGUUUGAAUAGGGUUUUAUUAGUUCUCUUCCACUUAUUUUUGAAAUUAACUUUAUUUUGCGUA